AUGAGACGUAAGGAAAAAAGACUGAUGCAGUUCGCUGGCUUGCUCAUAGCGGCUCUUCUUUUCCUACCAAACGUGGGUCUGUGGUCCUUGUACCGAGAUCGGGUGUUUGAGAACUCGCCAGAGAUAGUCGAAGGACCCGGUGGUAUCCCCCAGAUACAGGGGCUGAACGUGAGGCCCAGAAAGGACGAUGGCGUGAGGAAGAAAGACUGGCACGACUACGAAGCGAUCAAACGAGAUGCAGCCCGCUCAGGCAACGGAGAGCAGGGGAAACCGUUCCCCCUGACCGACGCCGACCGCGUGGACCAGGCGUACCGGGAGAACGGCUUCAACAUCUACGUGAGCGACCGCAUCUCCCUCAACCGCUCGGUCGCCGACAUCCGCCACCCGAACUGCAAGCAGAAGCUGUACUCGGAGAGGCUGCCCAACACCAGCAUCAUCAUCCCCUUCCACAACGAGGGCUGGUCCUCGCUGCUCCGCACCGUGCACAGCGUGCUCAACCGCUCGCCGCCCGAGCUCAUCGCCGAGAUCAUCCUGGUGGACGACUUCAGCGAUAAGGAGCACCUGAAAGCCUCGCUGGAGGAGUACAUGGUGCGCAUGCCCAAGGUCCGGAUCCUGCGCACCAAAAAGAGGGAGGGGCUUAUCAGAACGAGGCUGCUGGGAGCCGCGGCCGCCACCGGCGAGGUCAUCACCUUCCUGGACUCCCACUGCGAGGCCAACGUCAACUGGCUGCCACCGCUCUUGGACCGGAUCGCCCAGAACAGGAAGUCCAUCGUGUGCCCGAUGAUCGACGUGAUCGACCACGACAACUUCGGCUACGAGACGCAGGCGGGGGACGCCAUGCGCGGCGCCUUCGACUGGGAGAUGUACUACAAGCGCAUCCCCAUCCCCCCCGAGCUGCAGAAGGAGGACCCCAGCGAGCCCUUCGAAUCACCUGUGAUGGCGGGCGGCCUUUUCGCUGUGGACAGGAAGUGGUUCUGGGAGCUGGGAGGAUAUGACACGGGCCUGGAGAUUUGGGGAGGGGAGCAGUAUGAGAUCUCCUUCAAGGUGUGGAUGUGCGGGGGGCGCAUGGAGGACAUCCCCUGCUCUCGAGUGGGACACAUCUACAGGAAGUACGUCCCCUACAAGGUCCCGGGCGGAGUCAGCCUGGCUAGGAACCUGAAGCGCGUGGCGGAGGUGUGGAUGGACGAGUACGCCGAGUUCAUCUACCAGCGGCGGCCCGAAUACCGCCACCUGUCGGCCGGGGACAUGAGCGCGCAGAAGGAGCUCCGCGCCUCCCUCAGCUGCCGGAACUUCCGCUGGUUCAUGAGCGAGGUGGCCUGGGACCUGCCCAAACACUACCCCCCCGUGGAGCCGCCCGCCGCCGCCUGGGGGGAGCUGCGUAACGUGGGCAGUGGCAUGUGUGUGGAGAGCAAACACUUCACCUCCGGGACGCCCAUCCGCAUGGAGACCUGUCUGAAGGGGCGGGGCGAGGCAGGGUGGACCCAUGGGCAGGUGUUCACGCUGGGCUGGAGGGAGGAUGUCCGCGUGGGUGACCCCAUGCACACAAAGAAGGUCUGCUUCGACGCCAUCUCCCACAACAGCGCCGUCACCCUGUACGACUGCCACGGCAUGCGGGGCAACCAGCUCUGGAAGUACAGGAAGGAUAAAACCCUGUACCACCCCAUCAGUAACAGCUGCAUGGACAGCAGUGCGGCCGAUAAGAAGGUGUUUAUGAGCACGUGCGACCCCAGCUCCCCGAGCCAGUGGUGGGCGUUCGAGAAGACCAACGGCACGGUCCUGGAGCAGUUCAACCACAGCGAGAACUGAGACCGCAGUGGCGCGCCUGCACCCGGGAGUGUGUGUGUCACAGCGUGGGGGGGUGGGAGGG
Anguilla anguilla (European eel) is the source of this 1867-nucleotide messenger RNA. RefSeq names its product polypeptide N-acetylgalactosaminyltransferase 10-like. Bases 1 to 1806 code for a protein of 601 amino acids. The transcript is spliced from 12 exons. Gene Ontology annotation, cellular component: Golgi apparatus. The record is from RefSeq and is a predicted model, not a curated record. Lineage: Eukaryota; Metazoa; Chordata; Actinopteri; Anguilliformes; Anguillidae.